This is a messenger RNA of Drosophila teissieri, 668 nucleotides long. RefSeq lists its product as uncharacterized. Bases 40 to 468 code for a protein of 142 amino acids. The record is from RefSeq and is a predicted model, not a curated record. The transcript is spliced from 4 exons. Lineage: Eukaryota; Metazoa; Arthropoda; Insecta; Diptera; Drosophilidae.
CUUGUCAUUUAUUGUUUGAAUUUCAUAAAAAAAUUCAGGAUGUGCGGUUGCCCGCCUUUCAUUGUUAAGACCGGACUGCUGAUCACAAUGUUUCCUACCAUAGCUGUUAAUAUUAUGGAAGUAUUCGUCUAUGCUGUGAAUUCAACAGUCGAAGAACAUCAGAUUGCCAAAAACAUAAACCUAGUAGCCACCUUCAUUGCACUUAUAGCCUUGACAUUUGGAGUUUAUGGAACGGUUAUGGAUAUAAUCUUCAUAAUUAAAGUGCUGAUGUUCGUAAUGAUAACAUUCUGCCUAUUUAAGAUAGUCAUGUGGAUAGUGUUUAAGAAUCUGUCCCCAACUGCAUCUUCCGACGUCGUCCACGAAUGGUUUCAGCUCAACACAGGCCUAUCGAUAAUAUGUUCGAUUCUGACGGUUAACUUCUGGAUGUACCUGCAUGAGCAAACUCGGGAGUUUCAAUUGGGCUUUUAGACUAUGGAGCACUAUUAGGCUGUAGGCGUAUUCUCAAUUAAAAUUGAAUAUACAAAAUUACAUGAGUUUGUAUUUAGCAUACUUACAGCUCUGCUCAUUAUUUGUAAUUAUAACAAGCAAUUAUAAUAUCAAAACCACUGGCUAUGUAGUGCAUUCUCUUCCGCACUUUCCUUGGUAGAGUAGCAGGUAUCUUGUAGUCG